This is a messenger RNA of Sinocyclocheilus rhinocerous, 5576 nucleotides long. It is a transcript of the gene tnika, whose product is annotated as TRAF2 and NCK interacting kinase a. Lineage: Eukaryota; Metazoa; Chordata; Actinopteri; Cypriniformes; Cyprinidae. Gene Ontology annotation, biological process: protein phosphorylation. The record is from RefSeq and is a predicted model, not a curated record. Gene Ontology annotation, molecular function: ATP binding; protein kinase activity. Gene Ontology annotation, cellular component: cytosol. The coding region runs from base 309 to 4628 and encodes 1439 amino acids. The transcript is spliced from 33 exons.
CUCAAGACGAGCGGCAUUGAGAUUUCGGCGACAGUGUUAGAGACCAAAAGAUGUGUAGCUCCUGCUGAAAAACAUGCUGUCCUCAGACCACACGAUGUUUCUGUUUGCUGGGAUCAAAUCCAAGUGAGGUCUAGCAAAAGCAUCGUUGGAAUCCAGAGUUAAAAGACGGAUUGUACUAUAAGCACGAGCGAUCAGCGAGACGAGAUUUGAACGCGCUGCCGUAGGAGAUCAGCCGACGGCUGCCUGAGAUAUAUUCAACAACAUUUCUUUGUUUCUCUGUGUAAUUCCGGUUUUCUUUCGUCUUUAAUAUGGCGAGCGAUUCUCCGGCUCGGAGUCUGGAUGAAAUAGACCUCUCCGCCUUAAGGGACCCUGCAGGAAUAUUUGAGCUGGUGGAGCUGGUCGGGAAUGGCACGUAUGGUCAGGUGUACAAGGGCCGACAUGUCAAAACAGGUCAACUGGCUGCCAUCAAGUGCAUGGAUGUCACAGGGGAGGAAGAGGAGGAGAUCAAAGCUGAGAUCAACAUGCUGAAGAAAUACUCUCACCACAGGAACAUUGCCACCUACUAUGGUGCCUUCAUUAAAAAGAACCCUCCCGGUGUGGACGACCAGCUGUGGCUGGUGAUGGAGUUCUGUGGCGCAGGCUCAGUGACAGACCUGAUCAAGAACACCAAGGGCAACUCACUGAGGGAAGACUGGACUGCCUACAUUAGCAGAGAGAUCCUCAGGGGCCUCACUCAUCUCCACCAUCACAAAGUCAUCCACAGAGACAUCAAAGGCCAGAAUGUGCUGCUAACAGAGAAUGCGGAGGUCAAACUAGUGGACUUUGGUGUGAGUGCACAGCUAGAUCGCACCGUGAGCCGCAGGAACACUUUCAUCGGCACUCCUUAUUGGAUGGCACCAGAAGUCAUCGCGUGUGAUGAGAAUCCUGAUGCCACAUAUGACUAUAAGAGUGACCUGUGGUCGUUGGGAAUCACAGCCAUUGAGAUGGCCGAAGGAGCCCCACCCCUUUGUGAUAUGCACCCAAUGAGAGCCCUGUUUCUGAUCCCUAGAAACCCGGCUCCCAGGCUCAAGUCCAAGAAGUGGUCUAAAAAGUUCCAGUCAUUCAUUGAGAGCUGCAUGGUGAAAAACCACAACCAGAGGCCCAGCACAGAGCAGCUCCUCAAACAUCCCUUUAUCCGAGAACUGCCCAACGAGAGACAGAUCCGCAUUCAGCUCAAGGACCACAUCGACCGCACCAAGAAGAAGAGAGGCGAGAGAGAUGAGACAGAGUACGAGUACAGCGGGAGUGAAGAGGAGGAGGAGGAGCACGACAUGGGAGAGCCCAGCUCCAUCAUUAACAUACCCGGAGAGUCCACUCUGAGGCGGGAUUUCCUACGGCUGCAGCUGGCCAAUAAGGAACGAUCAGAGGCCCUGCGCAGACAGCAGCUAGAACAGCAGCAGAACGAGGGACACAAGCACCAACUACUGGCAGAGAGACAGAAACGCAUUGAGGAACAAAAAGAACAGAGGCAUCGAUUAGAAGAGCAACAGCGGCGUGAGCGUGAGCUCAGGAAGCAGCAGGAGAGAGAGCAGAGGCAUCGCUAUGAGGAGCAGCUCCGUCGAGAGGAGGAGAGGAGACAGGCCGAAAGGGAGCAGGAGUAUAUCCGUCGUCAGUUGGAAGAGGAACAGAGACAGCUCGAGAUCCUGCAGCAACAGCUUUUGCAAGAGCAGGCGCUCCUACUGGAGUAUAAACGUAAACAGCUGGAGGAACAGAGACAGUCAGAGAGAUUGCAGAGACAGCUCCAGCAAGAGAGAGCUUACCUUGUCUCUCUCCAACAACAGCAGCAGCAGCAACCGCAACAAGACUCCAGACCCGCAGAGAAGAAGCAACUCUAUCAUUACAAAGAUGCAGUCAACCCAAGCGAUAAACCUGCCUGGGCCAAAGAGGUCCAUGGCCAGCCCUUGAAACCGAUCCAAACCAUCAACCACAAGCCUUCCUCAUCCUCCUCAUCCCCAUCCCGUCAGCGCCACGUCCCCCACCGGAGCCCCUCAGACCCCACUAGAAUGCUUCCCCCUAUUAGAGAACAGGUCACGAAGCAUUUACAUCACAGGAAGCAGCAGCAGCAGCCCAGCUUCCAUGUCUCAGGACAGCAAGAGAGUCGAGGAAACAUUAGCCAGCAGGUGCGACAGCUUAGGGCCUUCCAAAAGGCCGGGCAGGAGGCCCGCGGACGCAAGCCCAACCCAGUGAUCACUAAAGCGGUUGAGGAGCGCUCUAAACUGAACCGCCAGAGUUCUCCUGCCCUGCAGCAUAAAGUGGCUAACCGUAUCUCCGACCCUUCCCUUCCUCCACGCUCCGAGUCCUUUAGCAGUAGUGGAAUUCAGCCGGCACGGACCCCUCCUAUGCACCGCCCUGUGGAGCCUCAGAUGCCUCAUUUGGUUCCAGUGAGAUCCCAUAGCUCCUCUCUGUCAGUCUCUCAGUCUUUGCAUGAUCAAUCUGCCAAGGGCGUUUCAGCCUUCCAGGAGAGCCUGGUGUCCCAUCGGCCAGAGAUGCCACGGCAGAACUCCGACCCGACUUCAGAGAUGCCCCCUCCGGCCCCUCGCAUGGCCAGCCGUGAGGAAAAGCCUGAACGCAGUUCCCCCUGGCUAAUGGAAGAAGACGUUCCUCCCAAGUUGUGCAGUACUACCCAGGUGCCUCAGCGGACCACAUCUAUCUCUCCUGCUGUGGUGAGGAAGAACUCUCCUGGGAACGGAGAGUCCGGUGGAGGGGGGCGAGCGGCCUCCCAGCUCAUCCGCACCAGUAAUCCAGACCUGAGGAGGGCAGAGUUGUCCCUGGAUGUGGCUCUGCAGAGAACCAGCAGUAACAGCUCAUCCAGCUCCAGCACACCCAGCUCUCAGGGCGGCUCGCUGGCUGGAUCCAGUGAGAGGAACCAGCCGAAAGGCUCUGGUAAAUCAGAAGGAUCUCCAGUGGCAUUACAGGAGACUUCCAAACCCAUUCAGGAGGAAAGCAGAGAGUUGAACAAACCUGGUCGACCUGCGGAUCUGACUGCCCUGGCUAAAGAACUGAGGGAGUUGCGAAUAGAUGAGAUCAACCGGCCGCCCCUUAAACUGACCGACUACUCCUCCUCCAGUGAGGACUCUGAGAGCAGCGAGGAUGAGGAUGGUACUGUGGGGCAUGAUGGCACGGUGUCAGUCAGUGACAUCCCCAGGAUCAUGCCCUCUGUUCAGGGAAAUAAUGAGUCUUUCACAAGCAGCCGUGAUGAGUCCUUCGGUGAAUCCUACAACGAUGAGUCUAAGGAUGGCACCCUAAGAAUGAGAGCGGCCAAUGAGAGGCAACGCUUGGGCCACGGCGAGAGCAAUGGUUUCGCAGGCCACGGAAACCUACCAGACCUGGUGCAGCAAAGCCACUCCCCAUCAGGAACUCCAACAGGCCUCAAUUCCCAGGACUUGGACUCUAUGGAUGAGUUUGGUCAUGGAGGUGGUUUGAAAGCUUCUUUCACUCCUUUUGUGGACCCACGUGUGUAUCAGACCUCCCCCACAGAUGACAACGAUGAGAGCUCAGCGGCCGCUUUGUUUGCUAAUGAGCUGUUGCGUCAGGAACAGGCCAAACUGAACGAGGCUCGCAAGAUCUCUGUGGUCAAUGUCAACCCCACCAACAUCAGACCUAACAGCGACACACCAGAGAUCCGCAAGUACAAGAAGCGCUUCAACUCAGAGAUCCUGUGUGCUGCUCUAUGGGGUGUGAACCUCUUGGUGGGCACUGAGAACGGUCUAAUGCUGCUGGACCGCAGCGGUCAGGGCAAGGUGUAUAACCUCAUCACUCGCCGGCGCUUCCAACAGAUGGAGGUGCUAGAGGGUCUAAAUGUCCUGGUCACCAUAUCAGGGAAGAAAAACAAGCUACGUGUCUACUACUUGUCAUGGCUGAGAAACAGGAUACUGCACAACGAUCCGGAGGUAGAGAAGAAACAGGGCUGGAUCACUGUUGGGGAUCUGGAAGGCUGUAUUCACUAUAAAGUUGUGAAAUACGAGAGAAUCAAAUUCCUGGUGAUCGCACUGAAGAGCUCUGUGGAGAUUUAUGCAUGGGCCCCCAAGCCGUACCAUAAAUUCAUGGCUUUCAAGUCGUUCACAGAGCUGCAGCACAGGCCUCAGCUGGUGGACCUGACUGUAGAAGAGGGUCAGAGGUUAAAGGUCAUCUAUGGCUCUAGUGUGGGCUUUCACGUCAUAGAUGUGGAUUCUGGAAACCCUUAUGACAUCUACAUACCAUCACAUAUCCAGAGCAGUGUGACUCCUCAUGCCAUCGUGGUGCUUCCCAAGACUGAUGGCAUGGAGAUGCUGCUGUGUUAUGAAGAUGAGGGCGUUUAUGUCAACACCUACGGCAGAAUCACCAAGGACGUGGUCUUGCAGUGGGGAGAGAUGCCCACCUCUGUUGCUUAUAUCCACUCCAACCAGAUCAUGGGCUGGGGAGAGAAAGCCAUUGAGAUCCGCUCUGUUGAAACGGGCCACCUGGACGGUGUUUUCAUGCACAAGCGAGCUCAGAGACUUAAAUUCCUCUGUGAGAGGAAUGACAAGGUGUUCUUCGCCUCGGUCCGAUCAGGCGGUAGCAGUCAAGUGUUCUUCAUGACGCUGAACAGGAACUCUUUGAUGAACUGGUGAAGCUCCUGCAGACCCAACACCGUGGAGCCUUUUUCCUGUCCGAAUUGCAUCUGUGAGCGCACGGUACAUUGACACUUUGGUCUGAAAAAGAUUUUAAAAUAUUAGACUCUUGAGGAGUGAGCUUGGAGACAUGGGUCUGUCCCGUAGGAAGCGAGCGCUUGUUCUCUACACACGGCUAAUGGAGGCGCAGUAUCUGACGUCACCUGCAGUGGCAUGCAGUUCCCAGAAGAGCGGGCUGAUUAACUUGAACUUGGUUUUAGACCUUAUUUGUGGCCUCUGGUAAAGCCUGUUCUUUUAGGGUCCUCCCCUUUACGUUCCCGUCCCUGGUUUCCCAUUGGUUUUGAUUGACUUUUCCAAUGCAUUUUAGUCAGUUGCAUGAUUGUAAAGAUUUGGACAAUAUUUAAAAGAGAACAAAUGUGGGGAUAACAUUAGCAAGCACUCAGGCUAAGACCAAGCUUCAGUCUCUUGAUGUUUCACUUUAAAAUAUUGGCGAACACUUCUGCCAGUUUCACAAAUAUCUGUGAUGCCCGUUUUUGUCCGAUUUCUCAAAAGAGAAUGAAAUGCUCAGAAUAAACGAAUAACACUGGUGCUCAUUCGUAUAUUGUCAACAAGAUCCAUAUACUGUACAUUUAUCCAAAGUACUGUUUUAUAGCUUUGAGGUUGGAAAUACGGAGCCGAACGGAUCAUGAACGCAUCUUUAAGUUGCAUACCAUGCUUUGAAUUCCUUCUCUGGUCCUUUUUUGGAAUGUUUGGAACAUGAAGGAACAAAAGCAUGAAAGUUAACUGAAUGAAAUCUAGUCAUACGAGACUAGAUGGAAGAAAACGGUCCUCCUCACUGGUUGCAUGUUUGUGUGGACACUGGAUCAGAUGUUGUGUGAUGUGUGUGUCAAAGCAACAUGAUAUCUGAGAUCAUCAAAAAAUUUUAAAUAGAAAGAAAAAGGAUAAAAG